Molecule: messenger RNA, 6365 nt
Organism: Panicum virgatum (switchgrass)
Lineage: Eukaryota; Viridiplantae; Streptophyta; Magnoliopsida; Poales; Poaceae
Product: 2-oxoglutarate dehydrogenase, mitochondrial-like
Exons: 9
Coding region: 2949-6047 (1032 amino acids)
Biological process (GO): tricarboxylic acid cycle
Cellular component (GO): mitochondrion; oxoglutarate dehydrogenase complex
Molecular function (GO): oxoglutarate dehydrogenase (succinyl-transferring) activity; thiamine pyrophosphate binding
Source: RefSeq, a predicted model, not a curated record
CGCUGCGGACGCGCGCGCGGCGGAUGGACGGGAACCGAGGCGAGGACGGGAAACGCGGACGGCUGCAAUUAAGGAAGGGCAUUAGCGUCCAAAAUCACACAUGCGUGGGUAAAACGUCGUUCUUUUCGCAAUCGCAGCAACGGCUAGAACGGCGUUCUUUUUAGAUACGGAGGGAGUAUGAUUGGUUGAUAGAAAAGAGAAUAAUUGAGUAAGUAUUAAUCAUUGACUCAUAUGAAGAAACUAUGCAUUGAGGGAUGUAGUUUCUAAACAUAGUGUCUUGUUUAUGUGGUAGUAUAGACAUUAUCUAUAGACACUAUGGGUUGGGACUGGUCUAAUGGGCAUGGAUGGAGGACGCUGUGACCAGCUCUCGAUGGAAAGGGUAACUUGGCUCAUAGUUCCCAAAUUUUUUUCUACAGUACCAAUUACAUUGAAUCUUCGGACACAUGCAUGAAGUAUUAAAUGCAGUUGGAAAAAAUAAUUAAUUAUACAGUUCAACUGUUAAUGACGAGAUGAACCUUUUAAGCCUAAUUAGUCCAUGAUUGGACAUUAAUUGCCAAAUAACAAUUAAAGUGCUACAGUACCCAAAUACAAAAAAAAUCACAAACUAAACACAACCUAACUUUCAAAGUACACAUUCAAGUCCUUAAAUUUUUAAUCGUAUCACUGAGAUCCAAUUACAGAUCUUAAUCUAAACCGAAAGUUGUAUAAUUUAUUCACGUAUAAAAUUAUAUAUAAAAUAUAUAGCAAAUUAUAAAAAAUUACUUGUACAAAAUACAAAAGAUCCGUAUACAAAAUUACAUGUAAAUGAAAAUCAUAUGACAAAAUUUGUAAAAAGAUAAGAAAAUAGAAAAGAUAAUUGUGGAGGAAACAUUGGAAAACAUUUUGGGACAUAAAGUUUGAAAUAAAUUUGGAGAAAAUUUUAAAAAUGAAAUAAGAGUUGAGCGUAAAAUUCAAAAAUAAAAUUUGAGACCACAUCCACAUCAACAAAAAUACUUCUGUUCAUAAUUUAAAAAUGGUGAUUAGAACUUUACGUGACACAAUUAGCAAGUUUGAGAACUGGAUGUGCAAUUUGAAAGUUUACCUAGAUGAUACUAGGAACCAAAUUCGAGAGUCGACGGUACAUUUUACUGCGCUGGAAAUAGCAUGCUGUGAACCCCUAGGCCGCAAGUACAUGUUGCCAAACCACAUACUUCCGAAACGUCCGACACAAUCUUAUCAAAACUCAUACCUUGUAACCCGUGCAGCAUCAAUGCCCCGUGAAGUAAAAGUCCAACCGGCCGCGUCCCUACAUGCUUCCUUUUGCCGUCCACUUGGUCUUUGAAACGUUGCUUACGCUCAUCCAAGCCCCGUGCUUUGUUGUUUUGGUCCUAAAGUCCCGUGCCUCUGUAAGAUAUUCAGCAGGAUAACUUAUUCUUUUGGUCCUAAAGUCCCGUGCCUCUGUCCAAACAUAUUGCAGUCGCCAGUGAAAUUAGAUCCGCAGGAGUAUGUUUUCUUUGCAUUCCUAUCAUCCGUCCGGCCAAUUUCUUUUCCAUCUUUGGAGCAUGUGCCCAGACUCCACCGUUCCCGGAGUCCAAGAACCUCUCACAUCACCUCGUCUCGCUCCCCGCUCGCUCUAGUAAAACAAUCUAUCGUAUACCAAACUUAUACAAACAAUUUUGAACAAAACUUUGAGAAAAAAUAAUGAAGAAAAAACUCUGAAUAGAUAGAUUCCGUAAACAUUUGGAUUAGAGUAUUUUGAGAUUGAUAAAUUUUGGAAACAAAUACCAUGCUGCAAAAUUUUUGUACAAGAAAAAAUUUGGGAGCCAAAAAAGUUCAAGCAAAAGAUUGGAAAUAGAUGUUUUGACACAACAUUUCAAGAAAAAAGAAAAUAAAAGAAACAAAAAAGUUGAAGAUGAAAAUAGAAAAGGGAAGGUGAAAGUGGAUUGCACGGACACACCGUGCGUAUAGCUGUCGUGCGGCCCACUAGCCCGCACGUGAACGGGCAGCGCGUCGUCCGCUGCGAGCCCUCGCCGUAUAUAGGACUGGGUCUGCCUGGCCUGUCGGCUGUCACUUAGCACAAAUUAGGCAUCAAAUGUGUUAAUAGUGAGAUAUUCUGUUCAAACUAGCAUUUGAUUAAUGGCGCGCUGAAUCAUGCAUAUGAGUACAACACAGUACUGUCCACACAAUGUGUCAAAAACAUGACGUAGGACUGGCUGAUUGGUUGCCACUUACCACGGUGAUGCCAUGUGACUGGCUGAUCUAAUCACCUGCUACAUCACCCAACAAAAUUACCAACCCUAUUGAUGCUCUGUUCAAAAAAAUAUCCUUACAUUUAUUGAAGUGACUUAAUGUUAAUGAAAGAACUAAAAAACAGAUUCACCCGCAAAAAAAAAAAACUAGUAGAUAGCUAUUAGCCGACGUCUUCCCUAUCAUCCGAUCUAGAUACUGAUAUGUGGGACCCAAGAUCAAGGGACAGAUGUCAGAGGAACCAUUUCCCUAGCCAUUAGCGCUUGACCAACAACUAUGUUAAGUCUCUAUCAAUAUCCGGUUAAGUACUUAUGGAUUAGGAUGGUUGUGCAUAUCUUGCUACUACCUGUAUCGUGUGACGUAUCACGUAUUCUGAUUUAGUUCUAGGAACGACAGACAGAGCCUGCCUGUGGGUCUGUGUCAUGCAUAUAAUAUUCUGGUUAUGCAUGUUAUUACCAAAUACUAAACAAUAUGAGCUCCAGCUAGCUAGGUAUAAAAAACCAUGGUGACAGGUGCACUUAAUUAUGCUCUUCAUACAGCUAGCGUCAAGUUAACAAGCCACCGCCCUGUAUAUAUAGAACACGAUACGAGCAAAGUUACCACUACGAAUUAACUUGGAGCAGCUCCUAGCUUUCUCCUAGCUCACUAAUAAGUGCCCAGCGCUUUCUCCUAGCUAGCUAGACUUGGACGAUUCAACCAAGUCGCCAAGGAGAGGGGCACACAUGUAUCCCUACACUUUCAGAGGUUCGCCACCAUUGUGUAGCCUCCUGUUGAUUCGCCAAGCCGCACAUCCAAAACAUUUUUUGCAUGGGGUAAGGUGUCGCGAGGCAACUAUCCAUCAUCAGGUGCAACUGGGUACAAGUCGAUGCGGCUACCGGUUCCAUCCCAAGUCCGGCAACCACCCACUGUGGCAUCAACGUCACCCUUCCCACCCCCACAGUGUCCUCCACAGCGCCAGCGACGUCGCCUAUGACAUUGAGGAGCUCUGGCAUGCCUGGCAGGCCGAUCCCUCCUCCGUUGCUGAAUUAUGGAGCAACUUCUUCGGCAGCUUGGAAGCAAAAGCCUCCACCUCCGCCGUCGCCGCAAGCCAAACCUUGCAAGAGACAAUGCAGCUACUCCACCUGGUCGCCGAUUUCCAGAUCCACGGCCACACCAUGGCCAAGCUCGACCCACUCGGCCUCGACGUCCCGGAUGACAUCGACCUCAGCCUCUACCACUUCACGGAGGCCGACCUCGACAGGAAGUUCUUCUUCGGUUUCUCGACGAUGUCGGGCUUACUUUCUGACUACAACCCGGUCGUCACUCUCCGCGAAAUCCUCCGGAAGCUCCGGCAGGCCUAUUGCGGCAGCGUCGGUUAUGAAUACAUGCACAUCCCGGACAGGGACAAGUGCCAGUGGCUCAGGGACAGGAUCGAGACCGGCAAGCCCCACGACGACAACGACAAGAACCGUCGCCUCGUCGUGCUCGAGAGCCUCACCCGGGCCACGCUCUUCGAGAGCUUCCUCGCCGCCAGGUGCCCUGCUUCCAAGCGAUACGGCAUCGCCGGCAGCGAGACGCUUAUCCCUGGCGUGGAGGCAUUGUUCGACAGGGCAGCCGAACUCGGCGUCGAGAACAUCGUCAUAGGGACGUCGCACAGGGGUAGGCUCAACCUCAUGGCCAACGUCCUCGGCAGGUCCAUAUCGCAGAUAAUCAGCGAGCUCACCGUCGGGCCGAGGCCUGUCCAAGUUGCUGACGGCAAGGACCCGAUCUUCACCGGCACCGGCGAACUCUACUUCCAGCGGGGCGUCUCCUGCGACAGGCCUACUCAUGGUGGCAAGAAUGUUCACCUGUCAUUGGUCGCAGGUCCCUGCCACCUCGAGGCCAUCGACCCCGUCGUCAUGGGCAAGACGCGCGAGAAGCAGUUCUUCUCCGGCGAUGUCGGCAGGACGAGGACCAUGAGCGUCCUCGUCCACGGUGACGGUGCCUUCACCGGCCAGGGAGUGGUUUACGAGACGCUCAACCUGAGCGCCCUCAAGAACUACACCACCGGAGGGACCGUCCACGUCGUUCUGAACAACCGGGUCGCCGCCACGGCCGAUCGGAGCGCCGGCAGGUCGUCCCGGUACUGCACCGACGUCGCCAGGGCCCUCGGCGCCCCGGUAUUCCACGUCAAUGGCGACGAUGUGGAGGCGGUAGUCCGCGUGUGCAAACUUGCAGCUGAGUGGCGUCAGACGUUCCAUUCGGAUGUGGUGGUUGAUCUGGUCUGCUACCGCCGAUUCGGGCACAACGAACUUGACGAUCCCACCUUGACGCUGCCAGAAAUGUACCAGGUGAUUAAGAACCAUCCCAGUUCAUUGAACCUGUAUGAACAAAAACUCCUAGGGGCAGGCGAAGUUUCAAAUGAAGAUGUACAAAAGGUCCAUGACAAAGUGAACAUAUCCUUAGAUGAAGAGUUUGCAAAGAGCAAAGAUUUUGUUGUCAGCAAGAGAGACUGGCUCUCGGCUUCUUGGACUGGCUUCAAGCCACCCGAGCAGAUAUCUCAUGUAUUUGAUACAGGGGUUAAGCAGGACAGACUGAAACUUGUUGGACGGGCGAUUACCAGACUACCUGUGAACUUCAAGCCCCAUAGAGCAGUGGAAAAGCUUCUGAAGCAGCGUGUCGCAAUGAUCGAAACCGGUGAGAAAAUCGAUUGGGCGUUUGCAGAAGCGCCUGCCUUUGCGACACUAGUAGAAGAAGGCAAUCAUGUUAGGCUAAGUGGGCAGGAUGUGGAGAGAGGGAAUUUCAACCAAAGGCAUGCGAUUCUACAUGACCAAGAAACUGGAGCGAGAUACUGCCCGUUGGACAAUGUUGUGAUGAAUCAGAAUGAGGGGCUGUUUACAGUUAGCAACAGUCUACUUUCAGAAUAUGCUGUUCUUGGGUUUGAAAUGGGUUACUCCAUGGAGAAUCCGAACUCACUGGUUCUCUGGGAAGCUCAAUUUGGUGACUUUGCCAACUGUGCGCAAGUGAUCUUUGACCAAUUUCUGAGCUGCGCGGAGGCAAGAUGGUUGCGCCAAACUGGGCUUGUUGUUCUACUGCCACAUGGUUAUGAUGGCCAAGGCCCUGAUCACUCUGGGGCCCAUUUGGAGCGCUUCCUCCAGAUGUGUGAUGACAAUCCCUUCGUUAUACCUGAGAUGGAACCAACGCUCAACAGGCAGAUCCAGGAGUGUAAUUGGCAAAUCGUUAAUGUGACAACUCCUGCAAAUUAUUUUCAUGUGUUGCGUCGUCAGAUACACAGGGAGUUCCGAAAGCCACUGAUUGUCAUGGCUCCUAAGAACUUACUCUGGCACAAGGACUGCAAGUCCAAUAUCUCCGAGUUCGAUGAGGUUGAAGGCCAUCCAGGAUCUCGUAACCAGGGAACACGCUUCAAACGGCUGAUAGAGGAUUGUAACAAUCAUAAUUCAACUGAGGAAAGUGUUAAUCGUCUGAUAUUGUGCUCUGGGAAUGUGUACUAUGAACUUCGUGACGAGCAUGAAAACUCAGGCCGUACUGAUAUCGCGAUCUGCAGAGUCGAGCAGCUUUGCCCAUUCCCAUAUGAUCUUGUCCAGAGAGAGCUAAAACGAUAUCCAAAUGCGGAGAUCGUGUGGUGCCAAGAGGAGCCCAUGAACAUGGGUGCAUACAACUACGUCUCUCCCCGGCUGCGCACAGCUAUGAGGGCCCUUGGGCGAGGCUCCUUUGAAGACAUAAAGUAUGUAGGCAGGGCUCCUUCAGCAUCUGCAGCCACAGGGUUCCCGUCCGUUCAUGUCCAAGAACAGUCGGAGCUGCUGAAGAAGGCGUUGGAGCCAGAGCCGAUCAAGAACUGGUGAGGGAGCCUUCAACAGAUCCGAAGGUCUGAGGGGGCCUUCUUUACCAUCAAGGGCAUCAUGAGCAACCUCCGGUCCCUUAUCAGGGUCCGAUUGGAGGUUAUUUCUAUGAAGUUAAAGCGCGUGAGGCUGCGAUCCCAACAGCAUGCGGCAGUGACAGUUCAGAUCACGGCGUAGGGUAUCGUGAUGUGGAGGGAGACUACGAUGGUCACGCACCUCGUCGAGUUUGGUUGGACCCUUGUACCUUGUAGGUUAUUCUCUGAAGUCUGAACUUUUUAGCAGAAGGGGAACAGCAGAAUGUUCCUUUCACAAAAAAAAAAA